GCUCUAGUGUAAAGUGUUUCAACCAAACGUAUAGUUAGUAAUAAAUUGUACAUAGAGUGAUAAUUUUUCAAUUUCUGAUUAUAUAAAAUCGAGUUUCAAGACCAGAGUUUCUCCACUCUCCUGUCUGCUUGAGAAUUGAGAUAGAUAAAAAUCCUCAAGAACUAAAUUCUAAACCUUGAGUGAACCCAGAUUUAAAUCCUCCCUGGAGUCGCACCUAAACCAACCUUUCAUCCAUAUCGGUUCAGUAUGGCGACAACAGAAAUUCCUGGAUUGAAACUUGUUUCAACUCUUCCACCACGACUUAGUGCGGAUUAGAACAAUUUAUUAAUAUGUGACCAGUUUUAGUGAUUUAAUUUUGGCUAGUGUUGAGCUUAAUUAGUGAAAUGUCGCUGUUCUUGAAGCGGAGCGUGGCGGAUAUCUAUCCGCCACGUAUUGCCUGUUUUGUCUGCGGCAUGGAAGGACCGGCGGACUAUCCAUUGUUCCUGAGCCCCCACGGUACAUCAGCUGAUAACAAACUUUUACCGCAUUUUCCGUUUUUGCGGGAACUCGUUCCGCCAUUGGGCUGUCGUCCUCCCACUCCGGACUCCACAUCGUCCAGCUGCAGGUCCUGUUAUCUUACACUGAUGAAGCAGUGGGACGAUAAUGAGAAGGGUGGAGUCCCCCUGGAGAACAGGGUCUACUGGACAAAACGUCUUGACGAUCUACCGGUUUUACUGCCGGAGCAGCAGCUUGCGGUCAACAUGGAGGAGAUGAGCAGGUUUCCUGGGCUGGUCAAUCUUAGUUCUAAACCUGAUUACUCUGCCCCACAUUCAAAACCUUUGUGGACGGCCGAUGGAGCGCUACCCUCAGAAUCCACCACAAUCGUCUCCAACCCUGGGUGGAAAAAAAUGGGACCUCCGUCGUCCACGCCCAUUGUGAAUAUCGACCACUCCCAGGACGACAACGACUCUGCACUGGAUUUGAGCUCUGGUAGCCGGGACAGGGAAACCAUGAAGUCCCGGAGCUCUGUUAUCUCUCACAUGUCCACAACCUCUCAUCAUUCAAGUUACCAAUCCGAGGGCGCCGGGAGCUCAAACGAUAUCCUUGAUCUCACACUGCCCGAUAAAAAUGCAACGAUGGAAAUAUGCUACGUGUGCGGAGACGAUUAUAAAAAAGGAUUUCUGCAGUACGCCAGUACCCGGUCUGUUGGUAAACAACCCUUCUAUCCUAGUCUUGUUUUUCAUCCUCGGCCUCCCCGCAGCCGACCUCUAGACUCGGCAGGACGGGUUCAGUGCUGUGAUGAAUGUGUAGUUUAUCUGUUCCAACAGUGGACAAGGUUUGAAGAGCAAUCUGUCCCGCAUACAGACCGUAACUAUCUAUUACGUAAACGUGUAACAAAUAUAGUUGACACGGCAACCUUCGUCUGUUACAUAUGUGCGUUAGAUUACCAUUCCUCCUACCUACGCCUUCUUUACUGUAGAUCCAACAGUGAAAAUGAACCUUAUUAUCCUAUGAUAGAGCAGACUAAACCCCCACCCGGAGCUAGUCCUAUUUCCUCCGGGGGCAUGGUUCAAAUCUGCUCCCACUGUUAUAAGUGUACCAGGGAGAAGCAGUCCGGAAUCAAGAUGCAUGCGUUCGAACCUCCGCUUAAGAAACGGAAGUCAAGUCGAGCGAGUGUUGAGAUCUUGUGUGAUCCUGAUCAACCGGAGGACGAUGAUAAAAACAUUCCUUCCGAUAUAGAAUGCCUGCUGUGCCAGAGAAAAUUUACAAUUCAUAGUUUCAAGUUCAUCCAUUCCCAGGGCCCGCCCUUCGGAGGGAUACCAUUUUUUCCAUUUCUGAAAACUUUACCCCGCUCCGGGGACGAGUUAGGUUUUCCUUGUGACGACGAUUCCCAAGGACGAAUACGAGCGUGUCAGACCUGUACUACUAGUUUAUUUAAUCAGUGGACGACUUUUCAAAAGGAUGCUGUCCCUCUGGACGAACGAAUCUACUCGUAUCAGUCCCUAGUUGGACCCCAGUCCAGCGGACGAGUUACUCCCGGUGAUACUUUAUUGUCCCGCGCCACACCCACACCAACUUCAGGGCGUUCUCUGGGAUCCAACAACGGUGGAGGAGGGGGCGGAGCCAAUAUGCCCCUCCUUCAAUCCAAUCCGAUCAAAAUGGAAAAUGUCCGACCUAGAUCAAUUAACCCGUCUCAGUAUAGUGAUAACACCCCCUUGAAAGUAACUGUAACAGAACCUACCAUUCGUGUCAGACUUAACCUGGAGACCCGUGUUAGAACAACCUCAAGUUCAUUCUCCAACCCUCACUCCCCCCGCAUACCCUCUCAGCCUCCAACCUGCCACUCUCCCAUCUCAACCCACUCCACGGCCUCCGCGGACCCGAACCACAAGCCUUCCACCUCCUCCUUCUACUGUUUCCUGUGCGGGCUCCACUCAGAGCUCAGUUUUGCCAGGAUUCUGUAUAGUCAACCACAGGGGAAGAAAGCUCCCUACUUCUCCUUCCUAAAGGAGCAUGUGCCUAAACCUAGGGCAGAAACAAUGCGUGAGGAUGGAUCAUGUCUAGUCUGUACUUUCUGCUAUCAUAGUGUGAUGGUCCAGUGGUCCCGGUUCCAGGAUUCUCGAACUCCAGUCCCAUAUCAUCUCAGGAUAUUUAACAUCAAGGACUACGUGUGCUUCGUCUGCAGUGUUAAAACUUAUCGGAAACGAAUACGAGCUCUCAGAGUAAUGGAUUUCCCGUUUCUGAAAACUCACCGGGCUCAUAGAGGAACCUUGAUGAUGGAGAACGGAGAUAUGGCAGCUGUUUGUCUCGACUGUUUUAACUCCCUUAAAUCACAGUUUCACGAGGCUGCUAAGUAUGGGGUUCCUCUUGAGUCCCGAAAGUAUAACUGGAUGGUAGUUCCUCCUCCUCCUGAAAACUCAGCGUCUCUUGUUACGCCUAAAGAGAGAUUAGACCAGCUUUCCAACCAUUGAUAAUCUAUUCAUCUUUAGCUUUUAAAUUUUAUUCCUUUGACCUUUUAUUCUUAAAGGACCUGUAGACGGAAUUUCAAGUCACCGUCCAUUUAUAUAGUGGCAAUUUUCAAAUGGUGCCCUUGAAAGCUUUGUCUGAUCAAUCAUCUUCUCUCUGAGAAUUGAUUAUUGAUUUUUGUUUUAGUAACAAUGGUGGAAACUGUUUGAAUUCAACACUUUUUAUCUGAAAAAUUACUAAAUUCAACAAUUUUGAUCAGACAUAGGUUGAAAUGGUAGCGAUUGGAUCAAUCAUAGUAGUCCUUUUAAUUGCUCCACAGGUCAACACUUUAUUCGUUUCUUUUGUCGUUUGAAUAAUUACAUAAAAUAAUUCGUUUGAUAUCCCGUGUUCGGAACCCAUAGAAGGAAUAAAUUCAAGGGUCAAAGCCCAUGAUUCUAAAUUUUGAAAGUUGUAACAGAUAAUAUCGAGAUCAAGCACUGUAGUUAAGCGCUAUUUCAACCAUAAGUUUUGUCCACCGGUUUACUUCUUGGUGAGCUAAUAAUCAAGAACUCCUUAGACCCUGUGACGUCUACCUACCCUGUGUCCAAAUUUAAUGAAUUUAAGCCGCGUCUCAAAUCCCCCAAAAACCGGUUUCAAUUGAGCGCCAGCUUAAAUCUUGAAAAAUUGAUUACAAUUUUAAGUGGAACCAACCAGAUUUGAGCCGCAGCUCAAUCACAUUGAAUCACAUUUCGCUUGAUAUAAUGUUUAUAAAACUUGAAACCUAGAGAUGAAACUUAUCAGUCGUCUUUUCUCUCCACACAAGUCCGGUGAUCGCUUUAAAUAUAAAAUCUAGAUUUUAAAUUAUUUCUCUUAAUUCCUUUUGACAUUAUUGACCUACGAUUCAUCCAUCAGCGAGAUGUAAAGUAACUUAACCUUCCCUUGGGACUAUUGAGUAAAAUAACAUCGGUUAAAAACUUUGCGCAUUUCUAUCUCAAAAGACGUUAAAAUUGUGUACAACUAUUGUCGGGAAAUUCAACAAUUUUUCCCAACUAUUGGUUAA
Molecule: messenger RNA, 3985 nt
Organism: Eurytemora carolleeae
Lineage: Eukaryota; Metazoa; Arthropoda; Copepoda; Calanoida; Temoridae
Exons: 5
Coding region: 384-2951 (855 amino acids)
Source: RefSeq, a predicted model, not a curated record